AUGCUUUGUCCAGGGCUCCUCUCCCACCGUCUGUCUCCAGCGGUGAAAACACAGAUUAGUAUUCGUACUCUUGCAACCGCCUCUCGAGCACCUUCAGAAAACCAUGGGCGCUGGCUCUCCGACACCAAGAGACGACUUGGUAAGCUUUUUCUACAUGGGACAACCGCCGAAGAGACGAGAGAAGCAAGCGAUAUCCUGAAGGAUUUAACCAAGAACUGGAGGGACUACGUCGCUGCCAGCGAAGGGUUUUUGACGGGAGAAACAAGGAGAGGACUUUACAGACACAACGUCGUUUGGGGCGAUAUGGUACUGCGAAUCUUCUGGAAACCUUUUGAAGGAAGCUCGAGGCUAAUGUUCAUAUUAUAUGAAUCAGGACUCAAUGCACAUGUGAACAAUGUUACCUAUGCUCGCUGGGCUGAAGCCUCACGGAUUAACUGGGCCUGGAAUAUUGCAAAGCAUCAUGAUCCACAAAACCUGAAGCCUUGGUCACAAUUGUGGACUCCGAAGGGUUUGGGUCUAAUUCUAAAGAGCAUCAGGGUGGACUAUAAGUUUCCAGUGGAGUGGCCGGACAAAGUCACAGUCUAUCACAAGCUCGGGGAUGUCUCAACGACUUCAUUUACCCUUGAUGUUAUUAUACUAUCCGAGAAGCAUCAACGUCCCGCCGCAAGAUGCCACGAAGACAUUGUUGUAUACAACUACCAGCCCGCGGACAAGACUCAAUUACCUGGAAAGGCACAUAUACCGGAUUUUAUGGAAGCACAGUUUGACGAAACUUUGAGAUUGCAGAAGGAGGCCAAGGAAGAUGCAUUGGAGAAUAUAAGGGAUAUAAGUAAGAGAGUUGAGGGGCUAGAGAUGAGGGUUUUAGGUAGGCAAGAGAUGACUUAA
Messenger RNA from Morchella sextelata, 885 nucleotides. RefSeq lists its product as uncharacterized. Gene Ontology annotation, molecular function: fatty acyl-CoA hydrolase activity. The coding region runs from base 1 to 885 and encodes 294 amino acids. The transcript is spliced from 4 exons. Lineage: Eukaryota; Fungi; Ascomycota; Pezizomycetes; Pezizales; Morchellaceae. The record is from RefSeq and is a predicted model, not a curated record.